Messenger RNA from Nestor notabilis (Kea), 333 nucleotides. RefSeq names its product coiled-coil domain containing 34 (gene CCDC34). The annotation marks the transcript as partial. NCBI's taxonomy places the organism in Eukaryota, Metazoa, Chordata, Aves, Psittaciformes, Psittacidae. The record is from RefSeq and is a predicted model, not a curated record. The transcript is spliced from 2 exons.
GAAAGAAGGGAAAGGGAACGAAAGUUGAGCAAAGAAAUGGCAGAAAAAGCCACAAGGGAACUAGAAAAGUUGCAGUUACAAGAAAAGGCUGAAGUAAAGUAUAAAGAAUGGUUAAAGAAGAAGAGAGCUGAAGAGGCAGAAAAGAGGAAGAAAGAGAAGGAAAAAGAAAGAGAAAGGGAAGCUGAGCUACAGGAGAAGAAAGCAAGAUCAGAGAAGAUCUUUAAGGAAUGGCUACAUAAUGCUAGAAAUAAACCGCGCCCUGUUUUAAAUGGUUAUGGCUUUCCAUGUGGGAAGACUACAGGUUUGUACUUCUACAUCUAUGUCGUGACUUAG